AUGCCACGUGCCUAUGAUACUGUUGCAAAUAAGUUGUUAUUGCAUCUGCACAUACAUGUAGGUAUGUGUAUUUGUUUUGUAGCAGCAUAGUGCAUGACAUAAAAUUACUAUAAUUUAUAUUAAAUCAAUAAAUAGACAGUCAGAUACAUAAAUAAUGCAAAAAGAGGAAGUCAAAUUUGACUUUGGUUAUCAAGGUGACAAAUAAUUGCUUUUAGUGAGUUAAGUAAAGGUACGGGUAUUUGGUGGCCCUCUUCGACACAGUGGGUUUAAGUGUCUGUUCCUGGCUUUAUGGUCCUGCAUAUCUAUACGUCGCGUCUCUGAAGCUCUCGGCGAAAAACGGAGUAUUUUUUAUUUCUGUGAAACUGUCAGCUUAAGAAGGCACACGACAACUCUGGUGUGCAAUCGGAUCACACUUCAACCAUAUAAACUGAGCAAACAGAAUGUUCCAUGUUUAAAGAUAACAUCGUAUCCAUGCUGCGGCGAGGAAUUCCCUGAUUGUGCUCUAAACCAAGCCGAGACUGGCAGUGUGCGGCAGCUGCAGCAGACUCUUGCGAAGCAAAUCGUGCUGGCUAGCAACGAGAGUGAGGCCAGGCGGGGCUCUCAGAAUGGGGACAAGGUGUCAGAACAUGCUAUUGGGGGGUGACACACCAGCCUUGCGUAUCACAAAACCCACACUCAAAGUUUUGACAGCUUCCUGCCGUCCCCGUCAGAUUUCUGAACAGCACAUGAAUAUCACCUGGCUAUUCCUCUUUUACACUACUUGUUUAUCUGUCCAGUUAUUUAGUUCAUGCAUUAUAUGCCACUGCCACGAAACAAAUUUCACGACGCAUGCCAGUGACGAUGGACCGGAGUCUGAUUCUCCCAGUGAGUUCCCUCCACUCGCUCUGUCCGAUUGCGCAAUCUACCGGCGGCACACAUCAAAGGUCGCGGGGGCGCAGCCUCCUAUCGUCAUAGCAACUUCCGGCCGCGUGUGGGCCCCGGUGCAGGCUGGGGAGGGGGACUCCGGUAGCCAUGGCGGAGAAACAGAAGCACGACGGGCGGGUGAAGAUCGGCCAUUACAUCUUGGGAGAUACCCUGGGAGUUGGCACCUUCGGCAAAGUGAAGAUUGGGGAACAUCAACUGACAAGACAUAAGGUUGCAGUCAAAAUCCUAAAUAGACAGAAGAUUCGCAGUUUGGAUGUAGUUGGAAAGAUUAAAAGGGAAAUUCAAAACUUGAAGCUCUUUCGCCAUCCUCACAUUAUCAAACUGUACCAAGUAAUCAGUACACCAACUGACUUCUUUAUGGUAAUGGAAUACGUGCCAGGGGGUGAGCUUUUUGACUACAUCUGUAAACAUGGAAGGGUGGAAGAAACAGAAGCUUGCCGCCUUUUUCAACAGAUUAUUUCGGCUGUUGAUUAUUGUCACAGACACAUGGUAGUUCAUCGUGAUUUGAAGCCAGAGAAUGUUCUCCUUGAUGCUCAAAUGAAUGCCAAGAUAGCUGACUUUGGAUUAUCUAACAUGAUGGCAGACGGGGAGUUUUUACGUACGAGUUGUGGCUCACCAAAUUAUGCUGCUCCAGAAGUUAUUUCAGGCCGGUUAUAUGCAGGCCCAGAGGUUGACAUAUGGAGUUGUGGUGUGAUUCUUUAUGCCUUGCUCUGUGGGACCCUGCCUUUUGAUGAUGAGCAUGUACCGACCCUGUUUAAGAAGAUCCGUGGAGGAGUAUUUUACAUGCCUGACUAUCUCAAUCGCUCAGUAGCUAGUCUUCUUAUGCAUAUGCUGCAGGUUGACCCACUGAAGCGGGCAACCAUCAAAGAUAUCAGGGAACACGACUGGUUUAAACGGGAUUUGCCAACUUACCUGUUCCCAGAAGAUCCUGCGUAUGAUUCCAACGUCAUAGAUGAAGACGCAGUUAAGGAAGUGUGUGAGAAGUUUGAAUGUACUGAGUCUGAAGUUAUGAACAGUUUAUACAGUGGUGAUCCACAGGAUCAGCUUGCUGUGGCUUAUCACCUCAUUAUUGAUAAUCGGAGAAUUAUGAAUCAAGCAAGUGAGUUUUACCUUGCAUCCAGUCCUCCAAUGGGUUCAUUCAUGGAUGAUAAUGGACUGCAUAUCCCACCUGGUGUCAAAGCUCACCCUGAGCGCAUGCCUCCUCUGAUGGCAGAUAGCCCUAAGGCACGCUGUCCACUGGACGCACUCAACACUACCAAACCCAAACCAAUGGCACUGAAAAAAGCAAAAUGGCACUUGGGAAUUCGCAGCCAAAGUAAACCGUAUGAUAUAAUGGCAGAAGUCUACAGAGCCAUGAGACAACUAGAUUACGAGUGGAAGGUGGUGAAUCCCUAUCAUCUACGAGUGCGUAGAAGGAAUCCUAUAACUGGGAACAAUGUGAAGAUGAGUUUACAACUCUAUCAAGUUGAUAAUCGCAGCUAUUUGCUAGAUUUCAUGAGCAUUGAUGAUGAUGUUAUGGAGCAAAAAUCAGGCUCCUCCACUCCAAAGCGUUCAGGAUCAGCAGCUUUGCUACAUAGACCAAGACUGAGUAUUGAUGCAGCAGCUACUGACGGCCAGCCUUUAACUCCUGUUGGGUCACUUCCCAGCUCACUGACUGGUUGUUUGUCCUCUAUAACUCCACGAUAUGGAAGCCACACAAUGGAUUUCUUUGAAAUGUGUGCUAGCCUUAUCACUACACUGGCUCGUUGAAAAACAUGCUUUCAAUGUGAUGACAUAUCAGCUCUUUAACCCGUAAAGGUGUGAAAGAAAAUGCCUUUUCUAUUUUGCAAAGCUCUGAGUAAUUGUUAUAUAUAGUGCUGGUUUGCAGCUGGUGCUUUUGCUACCUUGAUAUGGUGGAAGCUCAGAGCAAUAUUUGUUCAUUGCCAUUUAGAAACUCUACAGGCAUAGAGUGGUGUUUAAGUUGAAUUUCUUUUUGCCAGCCAAAUCCACAGGAUUAUACGGGUUUUUUCAACAACUGUAAAAGUGUAGAAAAGCGUCAAAUUUCAUUUUUAAGGUGAUGUACUUUAGAAUGUAAAAAGUCAGAGGUAAUGUAAAAGAACAGAUGAGAUGUAUUUAACGAUUUGUUGUAGAGCCAGGAUUGUUCAUAUGAUGUGUUGAUGGACAGAAUAAGUGCAUUUACUCAUAAACCAAGUUGUGAGCAGUUGAGAUAUGAAUUUCUAUUGAGGAUAGUGUGGCUUGAAAGCUAUAAAAACAAAUUGGAUCAUAAAAUUAGGUAACUGAAAUGUGAGCUGGCUGUUAUAUACAAUUAUGAAGGUUUAUUGUCAUUUUAUCACUGAGAAGAAUUAAGUUUACGAAUAGAAAUGUAAACAACAGAAAUUAUUCCAUGUAUCAAAUAGUGUGGUCUUUGGGUUAAAGUGUGAACACUCCUUUGAAAGUAUCUUCUUGUGUGAGGAUUUCUCUUAAGCACACCUUUUAACUUGAUAAGUCAGCAGCAUGCACAGCUAGAUAUAGUUGAUCUUUUGCUGCUUUACUUAAAGCAUUUACUGUAUCUUUAUGGUACGAUUGAGAUUAUAUUCAAAAUGAUCACAAAUGGCCUGUUGCAUUAAACAAAGAUCUCCAAUUAGUUCCCAUUAGAGGCAAAUAUGAUUAACAUUUUGUUUUUAUUAGAUCUCACUAUCAGCUUGGUAAGAUUUAGAAAAUGUACAUUUUCAAAUAAACGCCAAACAACUUUAAGGCAAAACUGCAGGUAUUGGAAUUUGGAACAACAGAGCACUGUAAGGAUUUAGUAGGUCGAAUAGAUGUAAGUGAACAUUUUGAGACAUCACCCUCUCCCCAUCUGAUACCAGCCUCUUCCCAUCAGCCCACUCCCAGCAUACUCCUAUGUACUGGCAACCUUUUGUUUUCUCUCUCAGGUCUGAUGCAGGGUUUUGACCCGAAAUGUCAACUUGCAUCUUCUGCUUCCAUAUAUAUUGCUUAUCUACUGAGUUCUUCCAGUGCUCACUUGAAACAAGUUUAAGAUUAAUUUUCUAAUGCAAGACAGGAUAAUUUAAACCAAUAAUACCCUAAGAAUUGGCUUCCCUUUCAUUGAAUAGUUUUCUUGCUGUAGAUUUAUUUUUCAGUUAUUUUUAGCUUGUUUCUUUCACUGUCAUAGGCUUGGUGACUCUACCUAAUGGCAUUGCCAAUAAUUUGGAUUUUAAAUCAAAAAAUGAGUCUUGAUGGUGAGAUUACCUCUAAUGUAUUCAGGGCUAGUAUUUGUAAAAGGCAGUUAUUUAUUUUCCAAGAAUAUACAGUAUUCUGGGCCUAAAAAUGCAAGCAUUUGCAUACGAACACUAAGAUGUAAUUUUGGCCAAGAUUCUACUGGGUGAAUUCUAGCUUCUGCUAUUAAUCUUGUGCAGGUUGGUAGUGGGGGCAUAAUGUAUGAACAUUUUUUAUAGUGUAUUAUGGUUCACCAAGUCAAAUGGUACAAACUAAGAUGGAGUGGUAACACAAUAGCACUUUCAGAUGAAAGAUUUGUUAGCUCCUACCUGGCUUUUGUUUUACCAAUUAGGCAAUAUUUUGGAAGAAGGAAGGUCCUACUGUACUUGAGGAAUGUGCAAAAUGUGCCCCCACCCUCCCAGUAAAUGGAGCUUUCUGCUGCUGAUUUCUGUUGCAAACACUACCCCCUCCUCAUUGGCACAUACCUCGUGAUGACAAAGAGCAAUGACACUGGCAUAGUAAUAUAAUGGUUGAUAUUUUAUGUAAACUACAAACCUUUAUCUGAUAUUAAUCUAGUUAAUCACAAACGUAAGGCCUUCAUAUUUAUUUUAUAGCUAAUAUGAUGAAAGAUUUUGUAUUAUCUGAAUAAUAUUCUCCAUUUGAAUAUCAAAUUUCAGAGCCAAAGAUGUUCCAUAAAUUUCCUAGAUAUUAAUAAAAAAAAAGUCAAAUUGAAAUUGAUUAGUUUAAUUAUGAAGUUGAACUAUGUGAAGUCCAGUGUUUCUUCUUGUGUUGUAGCAGUAGAAUGAUUCCGCAAUGCAAAAAUCUUAGAUAUGGGGUGAAUACCUCAUGCAAUGUUACAAGGACUUCUGUACAGCACCAAACUGCAUGUUGAAAGAUAUAUAUUAUGCCAAUUUUCCAUUAAUAAAUUUGUGAAUGCAAUGACAAUACUUAAGAGACAAGACUGCAGAUACUGGCUUCUAGAGGAAAACAAACAAUGCUGAAAGAACUUUACAGGUCAAGCAACAUUGAGACAGGAAGAGGGAUGAAUUUUGGUUAAAGACCCUCCAUCUGGUCUAGAUCUAGAAAGAAACUGCGAGUCCAAGGCCUCACUGAUGGAGAAUGGAAGUAAAUAGGGGCUAGAUGUUGAUGGUGAAGAUGAACCAUUUGGGACCAGGGAAUUGAAAAUUGUUUUAAGGCAAGGUGUCUGUAAUAUAAGUGGGAAGGGACUAGUGAGGAAUGAAUGAAUGUUCAGUGAAGGCAAAAGAAGGCAUAAGUAGUGGGCCUGCUGGUGCAGUCUUGUUUGUGAAUCUUGGGUAGGAGAUAGAAAUGACAGUACCGUAUGUGGUUGGAGAACUAUUCGUGUUCGAGGCAAUGGAGGGGAGAUCCGAAGUGAUGAGAUUUGUGAUGAUAUGGCCUGACAAUUAUUUGUAGGGGUCAUGGGCAAGUAGUAGGAAUGAGGUGGUGUCUGAGAGCUGCUGAUUAGCCCCGGCAAGUAGCCGCCAGUCUGUGAUGGGAUUGAUUCAAGAUGGCUUAAUGUUAGUUCCAGUACACAAGUGUAAAAGAAAAUGAAAUAAUUGUUCCUUUGUAUUUGAAAUGGCACAAAAGAACACAAUAAGAUGAGGAAAGCAAUACCAAUGGUAAAAAAAAACAAUAAAUUGAAAUACAAAAGAUAGCUUUUGUAUUUCAUUGAGUGAUGCCAGGCACAGAAGUGUCUGACAUAAGGUGACUGACAGGAAAUGAUGAAGUUGUGGUCGUUGGGGGUCUAGAAUAACAUGAGUAUAGGUGUACAUAGUCUGGCUCUCUCAGAAAGCAGAGGCAUGGGUGAGCUUUCCUUAUUAUGUGUGAUCUGUUCUGGGACCAUGAGAGGUUGUGCGAGAUCUGCACUCCCAAGAGUUUGAAACUGCUAGUAAUAUUCGCUGAUGUAAAGAGCAAUAUAUGUGCUGGUGAGUUCUUUUGUUUUUGACAUUGAGGAAGAGGUUAUUGCCUGGCACCAGGUCUCGAUCUCUUCCACCUCCUCUCUGUAGGCUUUUUCAUUGUUAUUUGUGGUGAAUUCCACCACUGUUGUGUCAUUGGUGAACUUGACAAUGUGAUUACUUGAGUGUUUGGCCAUGUAAUCAUGUGUGAGCAGUGUACAGCAAUGAGCUCAGCACACAGCUCUGGGAACACCCAUGUGGAAGAUGUUGGGAGGGAGGCAUGGUUGUGCAUCUUGACUGACUGAGGUUUGUUGGUUAGGAAGUCCAACACCCAGUUGCACAGUGAUGUAGACAGAGGAGUAGGAGUUUGUUCACCAAGGUCUGUGGGACAAUAGUGUUGAAUGCCAAACUGAAAUCCAAAUCUGACAAGUGUCCUUAUUCUCUAGGUGCAUGACAGAUGCUGUGGCAUUUGUAGUAGAUCAGUUCUGUCGGUAAGCAGAUUGGUGAGUUCCCAGCAUAAAGUAAACGAGAUAGGACUGGCCAGAAGAGAGUGGAGAAGUCAAGGUGGUGGAUGCAGUAUUGACAGUUGGAAUUGAAAUUGCAAAGAGAGGAUAAAGGGUUAGAAAAAGGAGAUGGUGUUAGAAUUUGGAGAAAGGUCAGCACAGUGGCGGGGGGGAGGGGAAGGGAGUUGACAGGGUUGGAGCGGUGUUCAUGAGAACCAUUUACCAAAUGGGUAUGGGUACAGUGCCAAAGACAGGUCUUGGCCUGAAACAUCGACUCUUCAUUACUCAAUGCAGAUGCAGCCUAAUCUGUUGAGUUCCUCCAGCAGUUUGUUUUUUGCUGAACAUUAUGUAAAUGCUAUUUCGAUCGCCAAUGCCACUUAUUGGCUAGAUUUUACUUUCUGAAUGUCAGGGGCAUUCAUAUAUUUACAUGUGCUAUGAAAUUUGACAGCCAAUGAACGUGGGGGCCAGAGAUUUGUCAGCUGUCAGUUUUCAGAGAUACUUGAAUCUUUGCUGCAGGCUUUGAAACACAUUGUGGCUGUGAUAUUUUUUCUCUUUAUCUGGAUUAGGCAAAUUCAAGAAAGAGAAUAUUGAGGUGUGACCAGCGUUGGUGCCAUGUAAGCCUGUAUAUGUACACUAAAUUUAAAGUAGGAUGAGCAUUGCUGCAUUUUUUUAAAAUGCACAAAAUCUUAUCAGAAUAGCUCUGACAACCAUGUAAUUUUAUUCAGCAAAGGAAAUGCCUGUUUCCUAUGUAAUUCCAAAAUCUUCAGUAAAUAAAACAUAAUAGUUAUGUGCUGUAUCUUUUUUUGGUAAUUUAUGUGUUCAGUGAGAAUUAUUGCAAUUUUUAAAGAGUACUAUUUUAACAAGCUAAGAAAAACUGAUCUUUUAUUUAACACUAACCUGAAUUCAUACUUGCUUGAUUCGCAUCAUGAACAUGCUUUUGAGUUAGAAAUUCAUUCAUAAAUGUUUUGAUGGAUGAGUGAUUUCUCAAAUAGCUAGUAUGGAACUAUGCUAAUUGGAAAUAAUAUUUAAUAAUGCCCAUUAAAUCAAGUUACUGUCUUAAUGCUUAGUGUCAAAAUUCCUAAAGAAUUUAAAUGUAAAUACAUCUUAACAGCAAAAUGUUGCAAGAACAAUAAACGACAUUUAGCACUGGUCAACUGAUAGACCAUAAGACAUAGGAACAGAAUUAGGCAAUUCAGGUCAUCAAGUCUGCUAUGCCAUUCCACCAUGGCUGAUUUAUUGUCCCUUUCAACCCCAUUCUCCCGACUUCUCCCUGUAGCUUUUGACACCCUGAUAAUCAAGAAUACAGUAUAAUCAACCUCUGCCUUAAAUAUACACAGUGACUUGCCCUGCACCACCGCCUUUGGCAAGUAUUCCACAGAGUCACCACCAUCUGACUGAAGAAAUUCCUUAUCUCUACUAAAUGAACAUCCCUCAAUUCUGAGGCUGUGCCCUCUGGACCUAGACUCCCCCACUAUAGGAAACAUCCUCUCCACAUCUGCUUUACCCAGACCUUUCAAUAUUCAACAGGUUGCAAUGAGAUUUCCCCUCAUUCUUCUACACUCCAGUGAGUACGGUCCCUGAGCCAUCAAAUGCUCCACGUAUGCCAACCUUUUCAUCUCUGGGAUCAUUCUCGUGAGCCUCCUCUGGACUCUAUAAUGCCAGCACACCUUUUCUUAGAUAAGGGGCCAAAUCUGCUCACAGUACUCCCAAGUGCAUUCGGACCAAUGCCUUAUAAAGCCUCAGCACUAUAUCCUUGCUUUCGUAUUCUAGUCCUUUCAAAAUGAAUGCUAACAUUGCAUUUGCCUUCCUUACUACCAACUUUUGGGAAUCCUGCACGAGACUCCCAAGUCCCUCUGCAUCUCUGAUAAUUUGAAUUUUCUCCCCAUUUAGAAAAUAGUCCAAGCCCUUAUUCCUUGUGCCAAGGAAUGACUUUGCACUUCCCAACGUUAUAUGCCACUUCUUUACCCAUGCCCCAAUCUGUCUAACUCCUGGAGGCAUUCUACUUCCUCAACACUGCCUGGUACUCCACCUAUUUUCAUAUUGUUCACAAACUUGGCCACAAAGCCAUCAAUUCCUUCAUCAAAAUUAUUGACAUACAAUGUGAAAAGAAGCAGUCUCAACUCUGGCCCUGGCGGCACAGCACUAGUCAUCAGCAGCCAACCACAAUAGGCCUCCUUUAUUUCCAUUCUUUGCCUUCUGUUGGUCAGCCAAUCUUCAAUCCAUGCUGGUAAUACCAUAGACUUUUGUUGAGCAGAAUCAUAUACGGCAGCUUGACGAAGGCCUUCUGAAAAUCCAAGUAAAUCAACUGACUCUUUUGUCCAUCCUGCCUGUUACUUCCUCAAAGAAUUCCAACAGAUUUGUCAGGCAAGAUUUACCCUUUAGAAAAGCAUGCUGAACUCGGCCUUUUUUAUGAUGUGCCUCGAAGUACCCUGAGACCUCCUUUCUAAUAAUAGACUCCAACAUCCAGUGAUUCUGGAAAGAUCAUUACUAAUGCCUCCACAGUCUCUUCAGCUACCUCUGUCAGAUCCUUUGGGUGUAAUCCAUCUGGUUCUGGUUACUUAACUACAUUCAUGAUUUUCAGUUUCCAAAGCACUUCUUCUUAGUAAUAGUAGACACUCACUUAUGCCCCCUGGCUCUCACAUUUUUGCUAUACUGCUAGUGUCUUCCACAGUGAAGACUGAUGCAAAAUACUUAAGUUCAGUCACCAUUUCUUUGUCCCCCAUUUCUGCCUCUCAAGCUGCAUUUUCCAAUAGUCUUAUAUCACUCUCAUCCCUCUUUUACUCUUUAUAUCUCUUAAAAAUACCUUUUGUAUCCUCUUUUACAUUGUUGGCUAGCUUACCUUCAUAUUUGAUCUUUUCUCUCUGUAUGGGUUUUUAUUUGCCUAUUGUUGGUUCUUAAAAGCUUCCCAGUCUUCUACAUUUCCACUGAUUUUUGCUGUAUUAUAUGCCCUUUCUCUUGCUUUUAUACUGUCUUUGAUUUCCCUUGUUAGCCAUGGUUGCCUCAGCCUCCCUUUAGAAUUCUACUUCAUCUUUGGUAUGCAUCUUUCCUGCACCUUCUGAAUUUUCCCCACGAACAGCAGCCAUUAUUGUUCUGCCAUCAUCCCUGCUAGUGUCCCCUUCCAAACAACUUUGGCCAGUUUUCUCUCAUGCCUCUAAUUCUCUUUACUCCACUGUAAUACUGAUACAUUUGAUUUUAACUUCACUUUCUCAAACUGCAGGGUGAAUUCUCUAACAUUAUUAUCACUAGCAACUAAGGGUUCCUUUACCUUAAGCUUCCUAAUCAAAUUUAGGUUAUCCAGAAUUGCCAUUCUCCUUGUGGGCUCUACCAGAAGCUGCUCUAAAAAGCCAUCUUGUAGGCAUUCUACAAAAACUCUCUUGGGAUUCAGUAUGAACUGGAUUUUCCCAAUCUACCUGCAAAUUUGAAUUCUCCAUGACUAAUACAUUUCCCUUUUUACAUGCCUUUUCGAUUUCCCGUUGUAACUUGCAGCUCAUGUCCUGGCUACCUUUCGGAGGCCAGUAUGUAACUCCCAUCAGGGUCUUUUUUUUCCCCCUUGCAGUUUCUUAACUCUACCCACAAGGGUUCUACAUCUUCUGAUCCUAUGUCACCUCUUUCCAAGGAAUUGAUUUCACUUUUUUACCAAUAGAGCCACCCCACCUCCUCUGCCUACCUGCUCAUCCUUUCAAUACAAUGUGUAUCCUUGCGUGUUAAGCUCCCAACUAUGAUCUUCUUUCAGCCACGACUCAGAUGCCCAUAUCAUUAUACCUGCCAAUCUCUAAAUGCACCACAGGGUCAUCUACCUUAUUCCAUAUUCUGCAUAUAUUAUAGAUUGAUACCAAUAAAAAGUAAUAUACUACCUCUUAUUCUAGCUUUCUUAUGUAAUUUUAAUUAGUUAAAUGCAGAAUCAAUUUAGUGAAACCUUGCAGCACUCAUUGUUGAUAAGGAAUGAGUCAGGUUUUAAGAUGAUUAAAAUACAGCCCAUGUUCUGAUUUCUUCCUUAUUUGAUCAAUCUUCCACAGGCCUUGAUGUUGGAAGUGUAGAACCACAGAUGCAUUGACCAUGUAGUUCUUUAGUCUUUUAAGCAAUUUGAUAACUUGUCAAAACAUACAGAAAUAAAGAUACUGCGCAAGGAUAGCAGAGAUAUUAAAAUGUUUCAGGUGUCUCUAUACAGAAUUUUGGAUGUGUUGCUUGUAAUAUGUUCAAUACAAACUGUGAUGUUAUUUUUUUAAAUAAUGCCAGUAGGAACCACAGUAUGCUGUUUGUUCAUAAAUUGCUAAUAUCUUGAAGAAAACACUAAGUUUUUAAAAUUCUUCAAGGUUGAAGCAGAGAAACAAAAGCAUUGUAAAUAUUAUACUAAUAAGGUUGAGUUUUUAAAUUUAUUGUUCCAACUGAAUUUGCUGAUUGCUGGUAUCCACUUUUAAACCUGAUUCAUCAUGUUUAAGACUUGAAACAGGUUUGUAAAUCAAUUUUGCACAAAUGUAGCUAACUAUUAAUACCUGAAUGCAGUUGACAGCUGAUGAAACCAUUACUUUUCUGAAGUACAGUAUAGUCUCGCUGAGUAGAAUAGAAUAGGACUUUGUCAUUGCUCAAGAAAGUGAGAUUGUGGUGCUACUCUUAUCCAUAUAAAUCAGCUGUUUACAAUGCAUGUGGUAUGGUUUAAUUAAUAAAAACAAAUUCCCAUAUUUAUAUGCAAAAAGUGACUUUGAUAGUCCAUAAUACUCAAAGGAAAUUGGCAGGCUGUGGUGCAGCAUUAUUCAGCUGUAUAAUGGCCCUCGGGAAGAAACUGCUUUUCAAACUUACUCUCGACUAAGAUGUUUCUGUAUCUCCUACCAGAUGGCAGGAGACUGAACAGACUGUGUCCAGGAUGGGAUGGGUCUUUAGGCAGAAAACAUUAGCGACUUAUUUUAGCAGCUGAUGGGGGGAAACAAUGUUAGCCGAUGUUUCAAGUUUAACUUGGCAUCCUGUUCCUGCAUUCUUACUGUAAAUCCCUGUAUUUACUCCCUGUUCAUUUAGUGUACUUACAGCUUUGAUUCAGCUAGUAGAACUUGCCUUUUUUCAGAACAUUGUUGGUCUAGUCUUGCUCUGGAUACCCUUGACAAUGAGAUCUAAGCUGAUACUCAAGUACUACCAUUGCAGAUGCUGUCUUGUUUUCGUAGAUGAAAUGUUGGCACUCAAGUUCUAUGGCUAUUAUUUUUGAAUCAAUAUGACUCUAUUCAAUCUAUAAUUUGGUCAUUAUUACCUCACUAUUUCUAUUUGAAUACAUUGGUUGUGCUGUUUUGUACAUUACAUCAGUGACAGGACUCAAUAGUUAUUAUAAAGAGCUUUGGGAUUUUCCCGAGUUUGUAUAAAUGCAAGUCUUAUCUAAAUUUGUUUUUUUUCUCCUCUGCUAAAACUAUAUAGCUUGAAUUAAAAUUGAGUUAUCUGCUAAUCAUAAUGCAAAUUAGAGCCAAAGAAACUAAAAUACACAGAAAACAUGGGCUCCAGAGAGUAUCCACAUUAUUAUGUAUACUACGGAAAGUACAUUGUGCAGGAAUGUUCAAUCAUACUUGGAAGUUGAAUUUCUCUAAUGUAAUUUUCCUGUGCCCAACUGUAAGGUAGCAUUUGGUUAAAUAGCAUGAUUGCACCAAUGGUGUCAUUUUGUAAAGAGGCAGUUUAUAGUCAAUAUAAGGGUUGUGUGUAUGGUAAUGUGGUGCUUGGAACUACUUUCUGUACUGUUUGCCAGGUAGUAUGAAGUUUAAUCCUUUCCUAAGUUUCUCACUUUAUAAUAAAUUACUGUGUUGGCUGGGAGUGCUUCUGAAUGCCAGAGUUCAAAGGGAGUACACUGGAUUCCAAUUAAUUUGGUCACAUUGGGACCAGCAUAUUUUGGCCAAUUUAGCCAAGGUUUCAUGAAAAUACUUAAAAAGGUAUAGGAAAAAGCAAAUGAUCAUUUAACUGAUUAACAAAUUAUGUAUUUAAAUGACAUGCAGAACAAAUUGAAACACUACCAAUACUACUACAGUCCUAUAAAACUGUUAGUUCCUAAUUGUUAUUGUAGGAAUUCAUCCUGAGUACACUGUUGUUUUUCUGAUUGACUAUAAAUGAACAAAAUCAGCACAGUCACUUAAUACAAAUAAUGGGCUGUCUUUAUACAAUGCUUUCAAUGACUGCAUCCUCCAAAUCUUCAUUUUCAUUGUAACUUUCAAGAUGAUUGUUGAUGCCUUCAAAUUUUUAAUAGUUCCUAACUUGUUGAAGUAGUGAAAUUGUUUCAUUUUCACUCCUGACAGUUUUUAGCAUCUCCAAGCCAAAAUCCUGAAACCCCAAUGAGCAAAACAGUUCUGAAUUCUUACUGUUUAUUUCUCACUAACCAUCAGUGACAAAAAUUACUUUAUUGAACACCAACACAUGCAACUGACUCUAUUUAAAAACUGAUUACUCUUAAGUAUGGUGUACAGUGUGUAACGGCCACACAAGAGCACAUGACAGAUACUAGUUAGAAACAGUUCGGCAACAGCCACUUGUCCCAUUAAAGCGGUGUAGUGUUCCAAAUAAACGAAGGGAAUUCCAGCUAUUUUCUUGAUUAGCUUUUGUUACUUAAGAAUUGUCCCAAAUCAGCAGCUGCCCUGAUCAACCAAUAGCCCAAUUAACUGGAAUCCACCGUAUUAUAAAUGCAGUUCUUUUACCUCCCUAACUCCGUACUAAAGUUGUGUGAAGGAGGAAAUUCAAGUAGAAUGGAAACUAAGUGGCAAGCAUUAUUAGAUGAAGGGGUAAAAGUGCAGAAUCUGUCACUUCUGGCUUUCUCCUGAUUGGCCUAAUUUAACUUGUUAAUGACUAUGUUCUGCUGCCUAGGAACAUCAGUACUUGAAUAAUCAUUGAUCAUUUUCAGAUUUUGGUGUAAAAGUGACCAGUCUUGUUUAAAGCAGAUUCAUUCUUAUUAGCUUAAAAUAUUUUAAUCAAUGGACUUCCAUUUUGAAUGCAAUCUAUGUAUGCUUUUUAAGUGAUUUUUAUUGAAUUAAUUUUUUCAGUGUCCUUCUGAGAAGUAUUAUUUGUACCUUUCAUUUUAUUUGAAAUUGUAGCCUAGCGCAUCCAUUACUUCAGAUAUUCCUGGAUUUUAUUAAGAAAAUAGAAACCUGUAAUUAUAUAAUGACUGACUGUGUGACAAUGUUAUUUAACGAAAUGCCAGCUUUACAUGUUUCUGAGGCAUCUAAUAAUAUGGUAUAAGUGAAUAGUAAAGCAGUUCAGUUACCUAGCUAAAUGAUAGCAUCAGUUUAACUAUUGUUCUCCAUAUUUAAACUUACAAAUGCAUUGACUUUUUUGGAGUAGUUUUUAAUGGUGCUGUGAAAUGCAAAUAGAGUUGUUAAUCGAACUACAAAAGUAAUUAAACCAAUGGCCACACGUCAGAUUAAAGUAUUAGACCAUGGAAACUUUAAUUGCUUGGUUUUUUCAGUGUUAUCAGCUUCAAAUAUCACAUGAUGGCUUGUAUAUCAUGACUGAAACACAGUGUAUUUUGUCUGCACUUAGCAAGCUGUAGAUACUGAUGAACUUCAAGUAUUCAGAAUAAUACAAAGCUGUGAAAAUUUAUUUUGAAAUAAUUUUCAUAUAUUUAUGUAGAACUCAACAUUUAUAAUGUUUGGAGUGAACUUUUGAAAGGGAAUUUUGGUUUGAGGUAAAUUUUAUGUUAUUUGUUGAAUACACUGAUGCCCUAGGCAGAAUAAUUUUAACAUGAAGAACUUGGCUCAUUAGUGCAUUUUUGAGUCAAAGAUGUGAAUUGGAAAUGAAAAUAUCGAACUGUUAAUAAAUGGAGUCAGCUGAUAAAACCAAGCCAUAUAACACUACUAAUGCGCUUCUUCAAUCAUUAUUGAAGUAAAACAAGUGGCAGAAUUGUUAGAUAGAACUGUGUAUGUAAGGUAUUAAUUCCAUUUUCCUUUCUUCCUGGUCAAUCACUGCAUUAUAGCAGUAGUGAAGCAUAUUGGCUAUAUGUACAGUUCAUUUGCACCAGAGUAGGGAUGCCUGUUGUGUCACUAUUAAUCCAGAUAAGACUGACAUGUAUUUUGCCAAAGAUCUCAAGAACAGCCUAAAGUGGAUCAUCCUCUUUAACUGCAGGCUGUAAGUAUUUGCAAACAUGUCAGUCUUUGUUUUUGCACUCAUUUGCUGGGCUCUGCCUUCAUUGAGGAUGAAGGUUCAUGGUGCUCCUCUCUUGUAAUUUAGUGUAGUUUUCUAUCUACGUAUGUGAGCAGGCUAUUGUUUAAAGAAUACUACUCCUGCCGUUAAGGUAUGUGUUGUAAAAUCAGUGUUGGUAUCUCAUUUUUAAAAGUGCUUAUACUGCUUUACAUUUAAUUUCUACAUUCCUCAUUGAACUGGAAUUGGUUUUCUGGCUGAAUGGUACUCAUUAAGAGAGAUUUACAGGACCACGAGUUUUGAAAUUGUUAGAAUAUGAUUUUGGUGCUGUUUUACAAUUGGCUCAGAGAGUUACUGUGUUUUGCUUCAUAUCAAGUAACAGAUCACAAAUAUUGAAGUACGUACCAAGUCUGACUUUUUACCUUUUGUCUCAAGAUUGGUGGUCAAUGUCACUAAUACUAUCAUGAACAAAUGCUUUCUUUUUAUGCAGAUUAGCAAGGAUUGAUUCGUGUAAUGUUUCCUCUCAUUGAAUUUUGCAGGCCCAGACUUAGUACUGUUCAGCAAUCUGGAUUACUAGCUCAGAUUAUUAUUUAAAAUAGAAAUGUAACAUGGAUGAACUGUAAUUUGAAAAUCAAGGUUAAAAUUAUCACUAUUUAAAAUAAAGACUGUUAGUUAUCACUUUUUUAUAUAAACGAGUAUAAUUUCUUUAAAUGAACAUCUAACACUCCAGUGCUAGAAAGUCAGUUGGCAGUGAUUAAUAAAGGCAAACAAAAUUGCUUUAAUUAGUUUAAGUUGGAAAAUUGUGCAUAUUUAUAUGCAGGAAGGAUUGACUAUGCUGUGUGAAGUUGAUCAUGUAAUGCAACUUUCUGCCUUUUAUAGUUUGGACCCAUCAUACAUGGGAAAGCAAUACGUCGAUUUUGGCCCACGUUAUAAUUAUCUGCUGUUGUUGCCUUAAAACUUGGAUAUUAUUUCAUCCCAGUAGCUUUAUCAUUUUAUACAUUUAUAUAAAGAUAUUCAUUUUUCUUAUUUGCAAGACUCAAAUAACUGAAAGUGGAAAAACUGCUGGAGCUGCUCAGUAGGUCAGACAGCAUCUGCAUAGGAAAAUAGGUUGAUGUUUCUACAAUGGAAAUAUUGACUUUGCAAAAGAUGCCAACUGAUUUGCAGAUGUUCAUGUUUUUAUUUCAGAUUUUCGCAAUGUUUUGUAUUUGUGUAACAAUAUUAAAUAAGUUGGUUUUCCAGCAGAAAUUGUGAAAGUAAUGCUAUUUCUUGUUUCUAAUCUAUUAGUCAUGUAUUUGUAUAAUUGCAAUGUGUCAAAUUUUGUGUGUUACUCCUCUUGGAGGUACAAUGAGUAGGAACAGUUCUAAAACUCUGUGAAUUUGGAGUGCCUAAUACUACAUUCUUUAUUUUAUGACAGUUAACCUCGACUGGAAUAUUGAUAUUUUUGCCAUCAAUUACUCCUUGAUAGGUUUAUAAAAUUUAUAUUUUUUAAAAACCAUUUCUAGGUUUGUUUUCAUCAACAUUAAUACAAAGUUCCAUGCUCUGGUAUUGCUUUGAUUUGGUGAAUAUAUGGCCCAGUCAGAUUCCAUUUUGAUUAAAUUAUUAACCCGGGAUAUAGUUUAAAAACACUACUUAUCCCAGAAAUUACAGAAAGGUGGUGACUGUAUACGAUAUCAGGUAGCCAAGUAGGAGCUUGUACCUUCAUUUUCAUGGCUUGAGCCUACUAUAGAUUUUAUAGGUUGUCAAAUCUCUUGUCUGCUGUAAUGCUUCUUGGGAUACUCUCAUAUACACUACAGAAUUAUGGUCUUCCAUAUUGACUCUGGUAACUCAAAUGCAAAAGAAUAGCUGUUAUUUCUUGGAGUAUACAUUCAGUGGUGGAUUAGGGUUCAAAUUGAGGGUAUGCACAAAAUUUUAUUACAUUGCUAUAGCUGCAAAUGUGUCAAAUGGGAAGUGUAUGCAUUCAGUACCAGGUUGCUCUCACCUUUAACAGCAAAUUAUUUACCAAUAACAUAAUACAUUUGAUUAGUUUCACUAUUUCUGCAUGAUGAGCACUGAGUUGACAGUUUGUGACAUGUACUUUUGUGAUAUCAGAAGCCACUGGCUAUGCUGAUUCGUGUGCAACUUGUCUUUGUUUUUGAAAUGUAAUGCACUGCAUGAUACCAUGGUUGCUAUUUGCACUUUAAUAAAAUCAGAAUACUAUG
Molecule: messenger RNA, 16824 nt
Organism: Hypanus sabinus (Atlantic stingray)
Lineage: Eukaryota; Metazoa; Chordata; Chondrichthyes; Myliobatiformes; Dasyatidae
Gene: prkaa2
Product: protein kinase, AMP-activated, alpha 2 catalytic subunit
Exons: 9
Coding region: 1012-2673 (553 amino acids)
Biological process (GO): intracellular signal transduction; protein phosphorylation
Cellular component (GO): cytoplasm
Molecular function (GO): ATP binding; protein serine/threonine kinase activity
Source: RefSeq, a predicted model, not a curated record